AGCCUUGUGUCUUGGGGGAAAGCCUUGCAUGUCCAAACAGCAUGUAGACUAAAUAACUGCUCUAGUUUUGCUUACAUCCAUUUGUUUUAUUAAUCCUAACAUAUUGUGCAGUAUAACGUAGGGUAGCUUUAUUUGGAAUUAAGAAUAUACGAGGUGCAUUGAAAGCACCAGAGCAGAGCUAGUGAAGAAACCAACAGCGACAAAAAGAAAAAUAGCUAAUGUGUCCAAACUUCAGAAGAUAACUGUCUGAAGUAAAUAUGUCACAUCAUCUAAUAUUAAAUUGUAGUUGCAGUAUUAUUGUUGCGUCAGUCACUGGCAAACACUGAAAGUCCUUUAACCGAGGGUCUGGCAAAGCGAAACUACAAACAAACUCAGUCUCGUGCAAGCGUUUGCAGGUCCAAAACACACAAAGUGACGUACACUCCCACGCUAUCAAAAGGACAUGAAGGGACUUCAAGAGAAGCCGGCCUCGUGAGGCGGAAAUUCCAGUGCACUGGGGCUUUCCUCGAUAAUUUUGUUUGCCUAUAUCAGUUGUUGUCAGUCGCUUUUCAAAUUAUAAUCCUGCCGUUCGAAUGAUGGACGACUCUGACCCCCUAGCUCCGAGUCGCUUCAAUGACAGCAAGUUAAAAGUGGUAGAAAAAACGCCGUUCAACCAGGUGAUGACUUGUAAAGCCUCCAACAUACAGAGACUGGUCCAGGUGGUGCAGAGGGUGGUGCAGAAGAGCUGCAGAACAGCCUGCCAGAUGUUCUGCUGCCCCUUAGAUACUCUGCUGUGUGAAAAGGUCACAUGCUGUCCAGGUGAACCUCAUCAACCUACAGGGGAUCAAACUACACAAUUGGCGCUUCAGAAUCCACCAUCUACCAUUUUGAUUGUGAACAUCAGCAACUCCACCUUGAUCGACUGCGUCAUCGGGAACGACGCCUACCGAUCUGCGGUGGCUGAAAGUCAGCCUCUAAUGCAGGAACCUGAGCGCCGACGGCAUGAUCCGGCGAGGUGCAGCUGCAGCCGUGGACAGCAGGGGGCAGCACAGACCUCUGCUCCCCCUCCUCCUCCCCCUCCUCCCCCCCUUCCCUCCGCCCAGCCUCGGAGCAUCAACAUCCACAGCUCCCGUCUCAACUGUGUCAUCAUCGGAGACAACAACUACAUGCACGCCGAGCAAACCUACUCCACUGACACGGAAGUACUGCGUGUGUGAAGCUUUGGCCACAAGGAGCGCACACACACACACACACACACACUACACUCUCUAUCGACACUGUCAUCUGGAGGAUCUAAGUAUGAGAGAAAACAUUCUUAGUCUCCACCACCACUUAUUUUUUUUUAUUUUUUUUUACAUUUCGGAUUUGUGUCAGUCUGUUAUGAGUUUGGCCAUUGUGUUUUUUAUAUUUAUUUUUUGGCCAUUUUAUUUAUUUGACAAGAGAGAUGAAGACACGAAAGGGGAGAGAGAGGGACUAGCAUGCAGCAAAGUCUGCUUCUCCUACUACUUUUGCAUUAUUUAAGGGCUCAUUUAACAAUUAUUUAAAUUAGCAAUAUAUCUGUAAUUAAUUCAUUGUUAAAUUGCAAAAUGUCAGAAUAUUCAAGACCAAGUUGACAUAUUCAGACAACUUGUGUGUGUGAUUCUCCGUCCAAAACCCAAGAACAUUCACUCUAAAAUCAUAUUGAAUAAGCAUAUAUGAAAAAGAAAAAAUUAAUCAACUGAUUGUUUCAGUUGUUGUGUAGACCGACACUGCUGUCAGGGUUAUGGAUCUGGUCUUGGGCCUGACAUUUGUGGCUACAGAUUUAAAAAUAUAACCGUUGUUCAUCACAGUUCUACUCUUCAAGUGUUGUAAGAGUGUCAGCACGCACAAACAGACCUCAUCCUCUGCAGUCAAGGGCUUUCCUGUUUUGCAACGCGGGUUCUUCUGCUCCUCUGUCAGAUGUGGGGACAGAAAGUUGGGAGCAGCUGGGAAUUUUUACGGGGAUGUGACGUUUUAGUGAUUCA
Molecule: messenger RNA, 1982 nt
Organism: Etheostoma spectabile (orangethroat darter)
Lineage: Eukaryota; Metazoa; Chordata; Actinopteri; Perciformes; Percidae
Exons: 6
Coding region: 573-1196 (207 amino acids)
Source: RefSeq, a predicted model, not a curated record